Molecule: messenger RNA, 1581 nt
Organism: Lolium rigidum
Lineage: Eukaryota; Viridiplantae; Streptophyta; Magnoliopsida; Poales; Poaceae
Exons: 8
Coding region: 588-1160 (190 amino acids)
Source: RefSeq, a predicted model, not a curated record
CUUUGUACCAUGGUUUUCUUGAUUUUAUUUCACUAGGUAUUCUCAUGUAAACUAGGAUAGCCCCGUUUUUUAGUGGGAGGAUUGGUGCAGGUGGCAAUGGCGAGAAACUGACCCGAUCAAGCACCUCCACAACUGCUCGAGAGCCCCUGCCAGAUGAAGCAUAUUUUUCUGUUCCAAUCACCUCUCUCUUGACACGGUUUCAGUCUGCCCAUUGAGUUGAAUUGUACCUUGAUCAGCCCAUGGAUGAGCAAGCAAACAGGCUAUAUGUACAGCUAAAAGGGAAGGUGUACCUGUGCCUGUGAACGGCGACUCACUAACCUCCGCUAGACCUUGAGCGCAGCCUGCAGAAUCACAGUUAUAUCGUGCUUCUUAUAAGCAUUGUACGCGAUGUAAAUUUGGUGCUCCAGAUAAAAGGCUGAGAGACAGAUUUGCGUGUGCAGCUGAAAAGCAAAUGUUUAGGUCCUUAAGCAAUAAGAAUUCUUUAUUGGCUUAGAAACUCAAUUUUUGCCAAGAGUUUACAAGGACUUUCCGUUCACAAGCACAUGUAUUGAACACUCAUUGUUGGUGUGUUUUCUUAUGAGCACUCGAUGUUGGUCUUUUUUGGGGGUUUCCAUUUCAGGCUAUCAAUGGUGAGGUGGAGUCAAAGUACUUGGUGGACGUGUGGUCAAGGAACCACCCCUACUACAUUGGCGAGUGGCAGCUCCUCAGCUUUGGCCAUCAUUUCCAGUAUCUCCUUCUGUAGCUCCAGCAGCAACAAUGACGAUGGCAAGCUGGAGAAGCCCAUGACAGAAGCCAUGGAUGAGUUGUACGGAGAAGCUCCUCUACAAGAGCCUGUUGUCAAUGGCAUCAACACAAGAUUCAAUUGCUGCGUAGCGCUCACACUACAGUGGUGUCAAAAUCAACGGCUUCACCGGCACCGGCGAUGGGAUCGUAGCGCAGCUCCUCACCUCAGGGCAAGCAACUGUCCCGAGGAUAACGCAAAAGAGGGCGAGCGAAGAAUCCGGGACUGUCUAAUAGUUUAUUUGAUGCUACGCAUUUGUGCUCUCUACAAAGCUCAAGGAUAUCCAGCUCGGCAGCUGUGUUCAGUUCAGUGUGCAAAUGUCAGCACCAAAGUGAGAGAUUUAGAUGAUUGUCAAAAAUUUGAGGUGGAAGCAAAUUAAAUCAACGCCCUGUAGUUUUGAAGCGGGCUUGCACGGCAGCAAGCUCCGCGUCGUGUGACAAGAAAUACCAAGGAUAUUUGCUUGGGAAUCCGAAACUCUAGAAAGCUUAUGAAUGUGGUGUCUCCAUGGAACUGGAUUCAACAAGUGUAUUUGUUGUGGCCUCAACAACUUAAACAUAUGACACUGUUUAUAUUGUACGCUGAGUGCAUGUUUUGCAAUAGACUAGAAGAUGCAAACUGCUUUAUUCUAACAUUUCCCUCAUGUAAUAGCCUAUGUUCAAGGACAAACAGUUAUGCAGACCUAAAGGAUAUCACAAUAUCUCAUAACUAUUUGUAUCAAUUAGAUCAUAUUGGUCAAAUUUGAAUAUUUGAUAUAUUUAAAACCAGUGAAACCACGGGCGCGGCGUGCGCCGCGCCGUACA